Messenger RNA from Adineta steineri, 909 nucleotides. The record is from the annotation of a GenBank genome assembly. Lineage: Eukaryota; Metazoa; Rotifera; Eurotatoria; Adinetida; Adinetidae.
AUGCUUCUCGCACUUGAAGUUCCUAUCAAAAUAUGUGGCAAUAUUUAUGGACAAUAUACAGAUUUGCUUCGUCAUUUUGAAUCAAGUGGCUUUCCACCUCACUCCAACUAUUUGUUUCUUGGCAACUACAUUGAUCGAGGUAGACAAUCUUUGGAAACGAUUUGUCUUUUACUCGCAUACAAAAUAAAAUAUCCGAAUAAUAUUUUCUUACUACGAGGAAAUCACGAAUGUAGCGCUAUAAAUCGCAUCUAUGGAUUUUACGACGAAUGCAAACGACGGUACAAUAUUAAAUUAUGGAAAUUAUUCAAUCAAUGUUUCAAUUGUCUUCCAGUAGCUGCUAUUAUCGCUGGCAAAAUAUUUUGUUGUCAGGGAGGUCCUUCACCAGAACUCCAUAGUUUGGAACAAAUUCGACAAAUCCAACGACCAAUAGAUGUGCCUGACACAGGUCUUCUUUGUGAUCUAUUAUGGUCCGAUCCGGACAAUGAUGUAAAAGGCUGGAGUGAGAGUAAUACUGGUAUUUCGCUUAGAUACGGUGCUGAUAUAGCCAAUGAAUUUUUGAAUCGAUAUAAUAUGGAUUUGAUCUGUCGAGCACAUAAAGUUCUCGAAAAUGGUUACGAAUUCUUUGCUGAUCGUCGACUAGUGACUAUUUUUUCAGCACCAGACUAUCGUGGUGGAUUUGAUAAUACAGCUGCACUCAUGUCAGUUGAUGAAAAUUUGAAAUGUUCAUUUAUGAUUCUUCAUCCAAAGUACAAACAAGUCGAGAAGCAAAAUGAUGAGAAUUUAGAUUCGAGCUGUCAAGCUCACUCUGUUAAUGAGAAAUUGGAUAAAUCAUCAUUAACUCUAAUACAUAAUUGUCAGAAAUGUGUGAACUGGGCUGACAUAGAUAAUCAUGUAUCAUCUAAAGAAUAA